Messenger RNA from Saccostrea echinata, 1497 nucleotides. RefSeq lists its product as uncharacterized. The record is from RefSeq and is a predicted model, not a curated record. NCBI's taxonomy places the organism in Eukaryota, Metazoa, Mollusca, Bivalvia, Ostreida, Ostreidae. The transcript has 2 exons. The coding region runs from base 57 to 845 and encodes 262 amino acids.
CUUUAAAUUUCACCCUCUCUUAGUUUUCAAUAAAAUAUUUCAUAAUAAUCGGAUACAUGGUUAUUUCACAACUUCGAGAAAUAUGGCAGAUCGCAAGUGUAGGAAAGGGUCCUGUUAUUAACUAUCAUAUUCAUAGUGAUCUAUGGUUCAAAAUGGCAUCAAGCUAUUCCAAAAGUACGUCUGGGCUAGAAACAGAAAAAUAUGUGGAACAAUUAAAGCGAUGGCCCAGUGAAGGAAGACACAUUCUCGCUCAAAACAACGACAAAACGAUCUUAGUUUACCAGGCAUUCCGGAAAGAAAUUGCAGAAUAUGCGGAUAAAAACGGAAAAUUCGGUGGACCUCUAUACAACUUUAACAGAAUGAGUUGGAUUAAAACAAACUUUCUGUGGAUGAUGUAUAGGUCUGGAUGGGCCGAGAAAUAUAAUCAGGAGCGAAUCCUUGCUAUUCGAUUGACUAUUGAUGGUUUCUUGGAAAUUUUACGCGUCUCGCAAGAUACCAGUAAGGAUGCGUACGGCCCUAAAGGUCCACAAGAUGGUUUUGGAGAUGGGGGUGUUCGAUUGCAAUGGGAUCCAGACCACAAACCAAACGGCAAUAAAUGCACCAGACGGGCGAUACAACUCGGGCUUAAAGGGGAAAUUCUGGAAAAGUUCAACGAGCAAUGGAUCUGUAAUAUUUACGAUAUAACUGACUUUGUUAAAGAACAACGACAGUUUGUCCAUAAGAACGACAUUGACUCAUUAGUAACCCCUCGUGAAACAGUAUUCGUACCAAAGAACCCAAACCUUUGUCGUCACAUACGUUUGGAUGUGGAUAACACAGAAGUCAAAUCUGAGGAACCAACAUAGAUUUUUUUGCAAUAAGAAUAUAUACCGUUUCCAGGGAACCCUCUUGGAGGCAGUCCGUCAUUCCAGCCAACGUACAUCUUGUCUGUCCUAUUGAUGUGGAAGCAUGGAACAAUUAAACAAAUUAAGGACUGUCUGAACAAAAAGAGCACAGUUGAAAAAAAUUAUACUUAAAAUACAAAAUGGCAAUGUUUUGUGAAAAUAAAAAAAAUGUCUUAAAUAACACACAACAUUGAUGACGAUAAGACGAAAUGUACCCUUAAUUAAAUAAUGUGCCCUUAACUAUCAGCGCUAGGAUAAUCAUUCGAGAAUCAAAAACUGUGAACAUGUGGGAAGGGGGCGAUCUCGGGAAGCAAUUUCAGUUUGGGAAGGCACAGCCUGUAACAAGAAAUCUUGGCAAGAAAAAAACUUGUAGAAUAGCUAUGUUUUCUAUUGUAUUAGUAUGUACUAUAGUUAGCAAAAUUGUUGAGAGGCAUCCUUUGGGCUAGAAUGUGGCUAAUCAUUUUUUGCAACAUCUGCGAAGUUCUAGGUUAAAGUAUAGUUCUGCUAUUGCUAUCGUAAUUACAACAGUAGUUUACUCUUCCAGUCAAGUCAAAUACUAGCUGUGUACUAAAACUAAUCAUAUACGUUAAAUAAAAUUAAGAAAUUUUACAAA